This is a messenger RNA of Aspergillus ibericus CBS 121593, 2646 nucleotides long. Its product is annotated as EstA precursor. Lineage: Eukaryota; Fungi; Ascomycota; Eurotiomycetes; Eurotiales; Aspergillaceae. Gene Ontology annotation, molecular function: carboxylic ester hydrolase activity. The record is from RefSeq and is a predicted model, not a curated record. The transcript has 6 exons. The coding region runs from base 1 to 2553 and encodes 850 amino acids.
AUGCGAUACCUCCUCUGCCUAAGCAUUUUUUGCCAUGCUGUCUUCGGCCUUCCGAGUCAGGCAAAUCAUACACAACCUCCAGUGAUCGAUCUCAAUUAUGCCAGGUACCAAGGUAACCGUCUUGCAGGGGGAGUAGAUGAAUUUCUUGGUAUGCGCUAUGCAUCUUCACCCGUUGGAGAUCUUAGGUUCAGAGCGCCUCAGGAUCCGCCCACAAAUAACACGCUUCAAAGUGCCACAGAGUACGGACCGAUCUGCAUCGGAGUCGGUGAGGAAGAAACCACUGGCGAAGUGAGCGAAGACUGCCUGUUCAUCAAUGUCUUUAAGCCAUCCACGGCCACGCCACAGUCCAAACUACCCGUUUGGCUGUUCAUACAAGGCGGAGGAUACGCAGAAAAUUCCAAUGCCAACUACAAUGGGACUCAAGUCAUUCAAAACUCUGGAGAUGGCCUUCUUUUUGUAACGUUCAACUAUCGAAUUGGGGCAUUGGGUUUCUUGGCCAGUGAGAAAGUCAGGCAGAAUGGCGAUCUCAACGCGGGGCUUCUAGACCAACGUAAGGCUAUCAACUGGGUAAAACAAUAUAUCGAGCAGUUUGGGGGAGACCCCAAUCAUAUCGUGAUCCACGGGGUCUCUGCCGGUGCUGGCUCCGUUGCCUAUCAUCUGGCCGCGUAUGGCGGGAGGGACGAGGAUUUAUUCAUUGGUGCCAUCGUUGAAUCAUCCUUCUGGCCGACCCAGCGAACCGUGACAGAGAUGGAGUUCCAAUUUGAGAUACUUACGAACGAAACCGGUUGCUCCGACGCCUCCGAUCCUCUGGACUGUUUGCGGGACCAAGAUAUCGCCACCUUUCAAAAAGGCAAUACUGCAUCUCCCUUCCCUGGCGGAAGCAGCUCUCCAUUGCCCGACUGGUACUGGCUACCCGUCACCGAUGGCACUCUCGUCCCAGGGGAAUUGUACCGAGCCUUCGACAAAGGCAAUUUCAUCAAAGUGCCCGUCCUGGUGGGGGAUGAUACCAAUGAAGGCUCCGGUUUUGCCUACAACGCCACGAGCAGCGCCGACGUGUCCCGGUUCUUCAGGAACAACUAUCCCCACCUGAGUGACCAACAGCUGGAGAAAAUCAAUCAAGCCUAUCCUCUAGGAGAGCCAUUACCCCGACAUGCAGCAUACUUCAGCGCCUCCUCGGCAGCCUAUGGAGACGCGACAUUUACGUGCCCCGGGAACCUUGUUGCAUCGUCUGCUGCAAAGUACUCUCCAGAUGCCGUAUGGAACUACCGGGUGAACAUCAUCGAUGAAUCCAAUAUCGCUGGGGGCAUCGGCGUACCGCAUACAUUUGAGCUACCCGCGAUAUUUGGUGCCGGUUCAACCGGAACUCUUAGUAGCGGGUCGUCUUAUCUGACAUACAAUGCAGGUAUUAUCCCUGUCACCAUGCAUUACUUUAUCAGCUUCGUUCUGGCGCUGAAUCCUAAUACAUACCGGUAUUUGAGCGCGCCGGAGUGGAAGACUUGGGGUAACGGGGAGCGUCUACGGCUGCAGACAAACGAUACGGCGAUGGAGGUUAUCCCGGAAAAAUCUUUGGAGCUGUGUGUGUUGUGGCAGGAGUUGAGUGAGGCCAUGGAAGACAGGAUGUCUGUCCGGGACCUUACUACGAAGCAAUGGAUCAGUUCUCUCUUUGAACCAGGCCAGAUCUUACUCUGGGCCUUUAAGAGUUAUGUCAAAGUCAAUGUCGAGACUGUCUUAAGAGGUCAAAUUCUCGCUCCCCUACUUCACCCCAGCAGACUGCGCGAUGAAGCGUUCGGCAGAUUCUGGGUGACUUUCAGUACAAACCGGGAAUCCGACGCCCCGCCACCCCCUCCGAUCCCAACUUCGGGCGAAAUCCAGGGUUCCUCAGACCUAAUCCCACCCAUCCUGUCCCACGCCUCGGGCAUCGUCCUCGACGUCGGUCCCGGUACAGGCACCCAAAUGCCUCUCCUCCGCUCGCCGGCUAUCCAAACCAUCUAUGGCGCGGAACCCUGCCACGGCCUACAUGCCGAACUCCGCGCCCGCGCCAUUUCAGAAGGUCUAAGCGAUAAAUAUUACAUCUUGCCUUGCGGCGUUGAGGCCUCUGAUCUUAUCCCAGCACUCCAAAAACAAGACCUUCUCAACACUAACACUACAAACCCUACUGCAGUUCUCAAGAAUCUGGAAAACACCGGAGACGGCGUAUUCGACACGAUUCUCUGCGUACGUGUCCUGUGCUCAGUCCCCGACAUGCAACAAACCAUUCAAAGCCUAUAUACCCUUCUACGACCCGGUGGGAAAUUGCUCGUUGUCGAACAUGUCGUGAACCCAUGGCGAACAAGAAAGGGGUCCAUCAUUGCGAGGGCAUUCCAAGCCUUUUAUGGCCUGUUGGGCUGGAGUUGGUAUAUGGGAAAUUGCUCUUUGAAUCGGGAUACGGCCACAGCGCUGAGAAUAGCGGCGGAGCGAGAUGGUGGCUGGGAGUCUUUUGAGUUGGAGAGGUGGUUUCAGAGUACAGCCAUGCCGUAUAUUGCGGGAGUUCUGGUGAAGAAGGGGAAUAAAUAGGAUUUAUCUUGGCGAUGAGAUCCGAGGGUAGUCGGAGCAGCGGUGAUCAUGUAUUUCAACUCUUACUUGACUUGACGACGGCCUUGUUCUGAU